This is a messenger RNA of Heteronotia binoei (common prickly gecko), 2132 nucleotides long. It is a transcript of the gene BCAM, whose product is annotated as basal cell adhesion molecule (Lutheran blood group). Bases 100 to 1980 code for a protein of 626 amino acids. Gene Ontology annotation, cellular component: plasma membrane. The transcript has 16 exons. NCBI's taxonomy places the organism in Eukaryota, Metazoa, Chordata, Lepidosauria, Squamata, Gekkonidae. The record is from RefSeq and is a predicted model, not a curated record.
GGCGAGCGGCAGCUCAAGCAGCCACCGACCUAGCGAGCCGCUGCUGCCGGAGUGGACCUCGCCGCCGCCGCCGCUCCUCUCUUGCAAAGUCGCAGCAGCAUGGGCGGCCGCCGCUCCCCGAAGGCGCUCCUUUGGCCGGGGCCCCUGCUGGCUCUCUUGCUGCUCGCCUGCCCAGGUUGCCACGCAGAAGUUCAGAUAUCCGUCCCACCUGAGGUGGAGGUGUUGCUGGGCGAGCAGGCGUCCAUUUCAUGCACGCACACUGUGACGGGGGUAAAUGGUUACCACCUGGUGGAGUGGUUCAUUACAGACAAGAAUGCAGAGCAGCGUCGCGUGGCCUUCAGUGAGCAGGGACACCGGGAGGUGGACAAAAAUACGGAAUACACCGAUCGCAUCUUCAUGGAUGCUGACUACAGUUUGGUCAUCAAAGCCGCCGAUGUGAGCGAUGAGAGGGCUUUCACCUGCCGUGUGAUGGCUGGCGUUGCAGGGGAUGCUGGGGGGACGGCCCAGCUCAAGGUUUAUGAUCCCCCUGAAGCCCCAGAGGUGAGAUGGAACACCAGGACUCUCUCGGUGACCGGAGAACAUGCUUCUGAGAUUGCAACGUGCGGCAGCCGGAACGCCAACCCGGUGCCAACGAUCAGCUGGUACAAAGACGGCCACCCUCUGCAAGCCCCGACGGAACGCAACAACGACUUGUAUGUGGUGUUCCGGACGGUGAAGGAAGCUUCGGGGCUCCACUCCGUCUCCAGCACCCUCUACCUCCGCCCGAACAAGACCGACAAAGACUCCCUCUUCCACUGCCAAGUCACCUACUUGAUGCCCCGCGGUGAAGAGCAGAGUCUUAAAUCGGACAGUUACCAGCUUACGCUGCACUACUACACAGAGAACGUGCAGUUUACUUUGGACUCUCCCAAGAUGAUCAAGGAAGGGGACGACGUGCGGCUGCUUUGCGAAGGGGACGGAAACCCCCCGCCCGAGUAUGUCUUCACCAAAAUGAAGGCUCACGACCAUUUUGAAGAUUUGGGGUCCAACCCGAAUGGACUCCUGGUCCUCCAGCAAGUGACCAAGGAGGACAGCGGGACGUACCGGUGCCAAGUCCUCGAUUUCGACAGCCCCCCCGAGGUGGAGCUGGAGAAGGAGGUGACCAUCCAUGUCAACUAUCUAGAUAUGCUGGUUCUAAAGCCUAACAAGACGGUGAAAGUCCCCCUCGGGGGAAACAUCGAACUGGACUGCAGUGGUAGUGGUUCCCAGACGCCCACGAUUUCAUGGAGGAAGGGAAAAGAGCAGGUGGAAAACAGCAGGACAUUGACCCUGAAUUCUCUAACCUACCGCAUGGCUGGCACAUACACCUGUGAGGCCUCCGUGCCCAGCAUCCCAGGACUACACAGAGACCAGUCAGUCCGGGUCAUUGUAGAAGGAAAACCAGAAGUGGAGCGUCCUCAGUCGCCGACCCAUUUCUACAACUUCGACCAGAAGGUGACGUUGGCUUGCUCCGCUUUCGGCCACCCAGAACCCCGGAUCACCUGGAGCGUACCUGGAGAGCCUUCCACGAACAGCUCUGGCAACCGAGUGACCAGCAGACUGUCGUUGGAGGUGACACCCGAGCUGGCCGAGAGCGGGGUUAAGUGCUCAGCGGAGAACCAGCACGGCUCCGACGAGUGGAUGUUCCGCUUGGAGACCGCGCCCCCUACAGUAUCUGCUACAGCAGUGCCAGUGGACGGGGGCGAGAGCCAGGGCGGAAGCACAGUGGCCAUCAUCGCAGUGUGCGUCUGCGUCCUCCUCCUCCUCAUCAUCGUGGGCUUCUUCUACUUCAUGCAGCGCCGGGGACGGCUGCCCUGCAGCGGGGGUGAAAAGAGAUCUUUGACCCCCAAGGAAGGGAAUCCUGACGACAACGUGGUGGAGAUGAAGACGGACAAGCGGAACGAGCAGACGGGGUUGCUGAGCCCCGGCGGGGGCGGCGGAGGCGGGACUAACGAGUGCUGAGGGUUCCGGGACUGGGGGCUUGUUCCAGAGAGACCCCUUUCUGCCACCUGCUCCGCACCACACCGUGGAAGAAGAGACUGCUCUGAUUGGACUGUGCUCAGGGGACGGUGGAUCCUCCCCCAAGGCCCCUUGGCUCCAGAGGGGAGAGCGCA